AUGCCCGUCCCCAACCGCUCUCACCGCCAGCGCGCCGCCCCGUCCGCCGCGGCCUUUGAAGACCCGGCCCUAACUAUAACAUCAACCAGGAUCGCAAGGCUGCCUUCGCCUCACUCUGACGCUGUUCCAUCGCAACAGUCAUUCAGAUGCUCUGGAGGCUCAAUCAGGACCUUCGGCCCCGGAAAUGCUUCUAGGGAACUCGCUCCUUGGCCUUGGAAAUCUCGACAAAUCAAUACCCUGAUUGGCGCUGGUUAUCAACCCGCAUUUGAACCCAGCGCUGCCUGCAACAUCCCCGGAGAAGACCAAACAGGGACUAAAGUAAAGAAGAAGAUGGCCGAACCAAGAGCCCGUGCCGCUAGGCACAAGGGUCAGAUGAACUUUCCGUCUGAAUGUUGGUUUUCUUCAAUCGCUGUCUCGUGGUACCUACACUAUGACGUCGAAGCUAAUCGCGGUACUAUUCUAGUGCGUCUACUUCUCCUAGCCUACGGAGAUCCAGCCCCUCAUCCGUCGUUCCCAUCUGAACCCCUCCCCGAAACCGUACGUGUGCUCGAUGAAAUAGUCACCGACUUCGUGUUAGAGAUGUGCCAUGGCGCCGCGCAGCAUGCAAACUAUUCGCGCCGGCAAAAAAUCAAAGUUGAUGAUUUUCGGUUUGCGCUGCGACGGGAUCCGAACAAGCUUGGUCGUGUGCAGGAGCUUCUGCGCAUGGAGCGCGAGUUGAAAGAGGCCCGGAAGCAGUUCGAUCAGAACGAUGACCAGGUUGGCAACCUCAAGGAUGCUGCUGGGAAAAAGGGCCUUGAGGACCUAGACGAUGAUGGAAAGAAGUCGAAAGGUAAGGGGAAGAGGGGUGUUAGGCGGAAUUCAGAUGCUACGGAGGAUGCGUCGACGGUGAAAAAGAGGAAGGUUUAA
This is a messenger RNA of Aspergillus mulundensis, 906 nucleotides long. Its product is annotated as putative transcription initiation factor TFIID subunit 13. The coding region runs from base 1 to 906 and encodes 301 amino acids. The record is from RefSeq and is a predicted model, not a curated record. Gene Ontology annotation, molecular function: protein heterodimerization activity. The transcript has a single exon. Gene Ontology annotation, biological process: transcription by RNA polymerase II; RNA polymerase II preinitiation complex assembly. Lineage: Eukaryota; Fungi; Ascomycota; Eurotiomycetes; Eurotiales; Aspergillaceae. Gene Ontology annotation, cellular component: transcription factor TFIID complex.